CUCCGUUCUCCAGCGCGUGGCGCAGCCCCGGGCCGGGCUCCGAGUGACUCUGCAGCCCGGUCUGUGCGCUCGGAGCCCGCCGCGCCUUGUCCCCAGGCUGGGCGGGGGCCGGAGCUCGGGUGAGGAGCCCCGCAGCAGCCCAGAAGCCCCUUUGGCUCCCCUGGAAUUCAGCACCUGAGAGAGACAAACCAAUCUGCCCGGCUUUUUGGUGGAACUGGUGGUAUUAGGAACUAGCAAACCCCUGUAAACCAGACUUACUGAGAAAUUCCAGCAGCACCGAGAUCUGUGUGGGAAAUUCUCUACAGCAAGGAGACAGAGAGACUGGCCUGAAGGUGCCUCAGCUUGUCUGACGGCCACCUGGAAAAAGGUCCUUUCCCUCUGAUGCACCAGAGAGCGGUGACGGCAGAGCCAUGUCUGUCGUGGAUGAUGGCUCUCUAAAGCACCCCCCUGAGUCCGCAGUGGACCAGCGCUGGAAGUUCCUCGUCUUCUACCUCUGUUUUUAUGGCUUCAUGACCCAGAUCAGACCUGGGGAGAGCUUCAUCACCCCCUACUUGCUGGGAGCUGACAAGAACUUCACCACAGUAGAGGUGACCAACGAGAUCACUCCCGUCCUGUCCUACUCCUACAUGGCCGUCCUGGUGCCCAUCUUCCUGCUGACGGAUUACCUGCGCUACAAGCCGGUGCUGGUGCUGCAGAGCCUGAGCCACAUCUCCAUCUGGCUGCUGCUGAUCUUCGGCACCAGUAUCCUGGCCAUGCAGUUCAUGGAGUUCUUCUACGGCAUCACCAUGGCAGCCCGCGUGGCCUACUCCUCCUACAUCUUCUCCCUGGUCACCCCCUCGCACUACCAGCGCAUGGCCAGCUACUCCCGCUCUGCCGUGCUGAUGGGGGUCUUCACCAGCUCGGUGCUGGGGCAGCUCUGCGUCACCGUGGGCGGGGUGCCCUUCAUGACGCUCAACUAUAUUUCGCUGGGGUUCAUGCUCUUUGGGCUUGUCCUGACACUCUUCCUGGAGCAGCCCAAGCGAAGCCUCUUCUUCAACAAGAGUGGUGCCCCCCCGCUCUCAGAGCUGGACAGGAUGCACCCCGUCGAGGGCAAGCCAGUGCCCCCCGCACCCUCCCGCUGGCGCAGCUCGGCCCUCUUCCGUAUGCUGAGGGAGCUCGGCACUAUUGCCAAGCUGCCCCAGCUGCGGCUCUGGUCCCUCUGGUGGAUCUUCAACUCUGCCGGCUACUAUCUCAUGCUCUAUUACGUGCAGCUCCUGUGGAAUGAGAUUUACCCCACCACGGACAAUCGCAAGGUCUACAACGGCGGGGUGGACGCCGCCUCAACGCUGCUCGGUGCCAUCACUGCCUUCGCUGCUGGCUAUGUGAAGAUCCGCUGGGCGCGGUGGUCGGAGCUGGUGAUUGGCGCCGCGACAGCCUUCCAGGCUGGGCUGCUCUUGCUGAUGAGCACCACCAGCCACAUCUGGCUCUGCUACGGGGCCUACAUCCUGUUCAGGGGCUCCCACCAGUUCCUGGUCCCCAUAGCCAUUUUCCAGAUUGCUACCUCCCUCUCCAAAGAGCUCUGUGCCCUGGUGUUUGGCGUGAACACCUUCUUUGCCACCAUCCUGAAGACCAUCAUAACCAUGAUCAUAUCAGACAAGCGAGGCCUGGGCCUUUCAGUGCAUCCACAGUUCUACGUGUACUUCGCCUACUUCACGCUGCUGGCAGUGGUGUACCUCGGGGCAGCAGUGUGCGUGGCCGUGAGGCACUGCCGGCACAAGGUGCCCCAGGAGCCGGCGUUCGCCAAGGAGCUCAGCAGCCCUGCUGAGGAGGUACCAGGGAAGGAGAAGAGCGCAGAGCCGGGCAGCGUGCACAUCUGAGUGCAUCUGGGAGAGGAAACCCAAGGGAGUGGCCUGUGUGCACACCCCACCCCAUCACAGUCCUCUCACCUUCCUCGCAGUGUCAAUGUGCGGCUGAGAAAGCAAGGAGCACAGGCCAGGCUGGGGCUGCAGUCCUAGCCCAGCUUGUAGGGGUCACCAAGCCCCAGGGUUGUGCGCACCCUUGGUUCCCAGGCUGCCACUGCUGGCAGAGCCGCCACUCCCAUCCAUGCCUCCGCUCCCAUCACAGCCUCAGUGCUGGCAAACCCCAGUGUUGAGAACUGCCUUUGAGGACAGAACGGCGCAAGCCCGGAGAUCCCAUUCCAGCGCCAGGCCUGGCCCCAGGGCUGCUGCAUUGAGUGACCCGGCUCCGUUACUGACGCGGUUCCUGGGCUGGGUUUUCCCGAUAGACACUUGUGUGCGCACACACUCAUUCGGGGUGACCUGUGCCAAGCGUACCAAACUCACCUUAGGCUCCUCCCAGAACAUGAGGCGGGGACUACACCUGAGAUGUUGCUAAGACAAGCCAUUGAGGCUCUUUUCUUCGCUUCUGGUGUCAGCCCUCACGGGUCCCGUGUUCCAGCUUUGCUCCACAAAGGCUAAAAGUGUGCUCUUUGGAGUGAAAGCUGAGUGUCCGGUGUAAUCACCUGACUCCAGGCUCUGGGGCUUGGACCACUUCACCCGAUGUGUCCCCCCAUCAGUGCACUGCUUCAGCAACUGUCUGAAUGGCACCUGUGCAGCCACUGCACUGCUACUGCCCUAGCCCGCCGCUUCCACGGCAGCUCCCCCGGGUCCCUCUGCACAAAGCAUCUGACCCUCUGGUGUUGAAUCUAGGUCUGCACGGGGAGGGCCAGCCAGCCCUUCCCCACACAUGGCUCCGUAGCUUUGCAGCAUGGCCCACAGAGCAGCCUUGCCCUGUACUACAGGGCUGGAAAGUCCUUGUGCUAAGCUAGGGCCUUGUGGCAUAACUCUGCCCUGUACUGCAUAUGCCCAGGAGAUUCAACCCGGGCGGGACCAUGGUUGACUCUCCCUGCUCCCCGUGGGGGCUGGGCCGUAUCACUGGGUUGGGCUGAGAGGGGCAGGUGAGCUGUGCCCUCCUGCCUGGCACACAUCAGCUGACUGUAACAGAUUGGGAGUCGGGAGAGGCGGCUGUAAGUGUGGGGGCGCAUCUGGCAGCCCUUUCCAGCCCAGCGCGGAGCUAGUGGGCCCAUUGCUGCCCUGUGCUCUUCUUGGGUCUGCAGCAGAGGCCACUGGGGCGGGGCAGCUCUAGCCCAGAACCCUUGGGUGCUGGAGAGGGGCACCGAGCAGCCUGUGCCCUCAUGGGCAGUGCUGCCCUCUGUGCACAGCCCAGUGCCCUUGGCCUCACAGGGAGAUGCAUGGCCAGUGGCAGAUACCGUGCUGUGAGACUCUGCUGGGGUGCCUUGCCUUGUGCGUGACGGCAUCGCCCUUCCCCUGCCCACCAGCCUCAGCCUGAGCCAGGGCGUGUUUUAAUACUGCUCAGCUGCAUUCCAGCUCCUGGCCGUGCCUGCAAACGCUGCAGGGCUCUGCCAAUCUAAACCAUGCCUUAAACUGUGAACCCCCCCAACGCCCAAAUUCCUCAGCACCAUCUCCCGGCAGUGGCCAGCCCCCUUACUGCACAUGCUCACACAGGAGUAAGGUUUUUUUUGUUGCUUUAAAGAGCUAAUAACUGAGCCUGCUAGCUGUACAUUAGUGCACCCCCAUGGCUCAUCGUGACUGUAAACCACGUUUAGUAACAAACCGUCACAGGGGUAAGUGCUACCGCGUGUCGAAUAAAGCUAGACAGGGUUACACACAAACAAAAAUAAAAUGACACUGCACCGCCU
Chelonoidis abingdonii (Abingdon island giant tortoise) is the source of this 3697-nucleotide messenger RNA. RefSeq names its product solute carrier family 19 member 1 (gene SLC19A1). Gene Ontology annotation, biological process: folate transmembrane transport. Gene Ontology annotation, molecular function: folic acid binding; folate:monoatomic anion antiporter activity. Gene Ontology annotation, cellular component: apical plasma membrane; basolateral plasma membrane; plasma membrane. The record is from RefSeq and is a predicted model, not a curated record. Lineage: Eukaryota; Metazoa; Chordata; Testudines; Testudinidae.